AUGGCUGUUUGUAACACUUUUUUGACAUUGUUAUUACUGGCUCUUCUUUCACAUUCAAUCAUCGCUCAAAAUAACACCGACACUGAACCUAGUGAAGAAUUAAGCACUCCAUCAUCAAUAUCGCCACAAACAACAACUGAUCCUUGUCCAUACCCUGCUUACUUUAACUUAUUCAAUAAUGGCGCAUGCAUUUCUCGAUCAGUCUACACAGGCAUUUUUUUAGCAAGUAUCAUUUUGGCUGGUAUCUCUUUUCUUUUACUCAUUGUUUUAUGGACAUUACUCUGUUUUCGACGUUUCAGACGUUCUCGUUCGCGUAAUAUCCCUGAUGAUGAAACAGGUAUUUUGAGCAGUAGUAAGAAUGAAAGAGAUAGAUUUUCGAAAACUCAACAUGGAAAUCAAAGGGGUAGUCAAAAUCUGAAGGCUAAAACAAGAGACAAACAACCAUCACCAUCCACAUCAUCUGCUCCUUAUACAACUGUAGAACCCAUUACUAAGCGACCACAUAAGACGCGAUCAAGAGAUGUCAAUCAAAAGCAAUCUGAUUCUCAUGAAGUGGUGGUUUCUAAAUCAACUAGCAAGACAUCUAGUGUUAAUCCUCGUCCUCCACCUUCAUCUCAACCUCGCAGAAUAGCUGAUCAAGAGGGUCGUGGUCAUAGAGAUCGCAAAAAAAAUAAUUUUACCAAUGACAACACAACAGCAGCAGAUUUAUAA
Rotaria sordida is the source of this 711-nucleotide messenger RNA. Lineage: Eukaryota; Metazoa; Rotifera; Eurotatoria; Philodinida; Philodinidae. The record is from the annotation of a GenBank genome assembly.